This is a messenger RNA of Scomber japonicus (chub mackerel), 2909 nucleotides long. RefSeq names its product enhancer of zeste 2 polycomb repressive complex 2 subunit (gene ezh2). The transcript has 19 exons. The coding region runs from base 364 to 2649 and encodes 761 amino acids. Gene Ontology annotation, molecular function: protein binding; histone H3K27 methyltransferase activity. The record is from RefSeq and is a predicted model, not a curated record. Gene Ontology annotation, biological process: chromatin remodeling. NCBI's taxonomy places the organism in Eukaryota, Metazoa, Chordata, Actinopteri, Scombriformes, Scombridae.
UCCGCUGCAGCCGUAGUGGGCGGUGAGAGAGAGGGGCAGCAGUUUGAACCGUGGCCGGACACAUCGCCUAGAAGACGGGAGGUGGAAGGAACCGGUGUUAAUAUAACCUGUAAACUGUGCUGAAGCUGAGGCUAGACGGGCCGGGCUGCUGCUGGUUGCGUGUGCCGACUGUAGGUGCUUAAAGCCGGCGUCCCUCCUCCAGAGCUAACCGCUAGUUAGCCUGCCGAGCUAGCCAUCCGAGCUAACCUGAAGCUAAUAAUCCUCCAAAACACACACAAAGGACGACUUUACGCGUGUUUGUUGUUAUCAAUCUCGACUCGCUCCGUUGGAUGAGGACGGAGGAGACACCUGUACAGGGUGAUCAUGGUGCUGACCGGGAAGCGUUCGGAGAAGGGCCCCGCCUGCUGGAAGAGGAGAGUGAAGUCUGAGUACAUGAGGCUUCGGCAGCUGAAACGCUUCAGACGAGCCGACGAGGUCAAGAGCAUGUUCAACACCAACCGUCAGAAGAUCAUGGAGCGGACUGACAUUUUGAACCAGGAGUGGAAGACCAGGCGGAUCCAGCCGGUUCACAUCAUGACGUCUGUCGGCUCCCUGAGAGGCACCCGAGAGUGCACGGUGGACAGCGGAUUCUCCGAGUUCCCGAGGCAGGUCAUCCCCCUGAAGACCCUCAACGCUGUGGCCUCGGUCCCCGUCAUGUACUCCUGGUCACCGCUGCAGCAGAACUUCAUGGUGGAGGAUGAGACGGUGCUUCAUAACAUCCCUUACAUGGGAGACGAGGUCUUGGACCAGGACGGCACUUUCAUAGAAGAGCUCAUCAAGAACUAUGACGGCAAAGUCCACGGAGACAGAGAGUGCGGCUUCAUCAACGACGAGAUCUUCGUGGAGUUGGUCAGCGCUCUGUCGCAGUACAGUGACAACGAGGACGAUGAGGAGGAGGAAGAGCCGGAAUUCAAAGUAGACAAGAUGGAGCUGUGUGACGGCAAGGAGCACCCAGAGGACCCCCGCAAGGAAGGCAUCAUCAACAAUGAGAGUCGAACCAGCAACGACAGCACCAAGAAGUUUCCUUCGGACAAGAUUUUUGAAGCCAUCUCUUCCAUGUUCCCCGACAAGGGCUCAACGGAGGAGCUGAAAGAGAAGUACAAGGAGCUGACGGAGCAGCAACUGCCCGGCGCUCUGCCCCCUGAAUGCACGCCAAACAUCGACGGCCCCAACGCUCGCUCUGUGCAGCGCGAGCAAAGCCUGCACUCCUUCCACACGCUGUUCUGUAGACGCUGCUUUAAAUACGACUGCUUCCUCCACCCUUUCCACGCCACUCCAAACACGUAUAAACGUAAGAACUUGGAGAACCUGGUGGACAGCAAACCCUGUGGCGUCGACUGCUACAUGUACCUGGUGCAGGAUGGGAUGGUGAGGGAAUACCCAGCAGGAGUAGUGGCAGAGCGGGCAAAGACUCCUUCCAAACGGACGGUUGGACGCCGCCGCGGGCGACUGCCAAACAGCAACAGCCGACCGAGCACACCGACCGUUUCCUCGGAGACCAAAGACACCGACAGCGACCGUGAAGGCAGCAAAGACGACGAGCGGGACAACGACAAAGACGACGAUGACAAGAAGGACGACAACACCAGCAGCUCCGAGGGAAACUCACGCUGCCAGACUCCGGUGAAGAUGAAGCUGACCGGUGAGGCUGAGGCGGUGGAUUGGAGCGGGGCUGAGGCUUCUCUGUUUAGGGUUCUCAUCGGGACUUACUACGAUAACUUCUGCGCCAUCGCACGACUCAUAGGCACCAAGACCUGCAGACAGGUUUAUGAGUUCAGGGUCAAGGAGUCGAGCAUCAUCGCUCGCGCUCCUGCUGAAGACGAGGACACACCACCGAGGAAGAAGAAGAGGAAACACAGACUGUGGGCGACUCACUGCAGGAAGAUCCAGCUGAAGAAAGAUGGCUCAUCCAAUCAUGUGUAUAAUUACCAACCAUGUGACCACCCGCGGCAGCCCUGUGACUCCUCCUGUCCCUGCGUCACCGCUCAAAACUUCUGCGAGAAGUUUUGCCAGUGCAGCUCUGAGUGUCAGAACCGGUUCCCAGGCUGUCGGUGCAAAGCCCAGUGUAACACCAAGCAGUGUCCCUGCUACCUGGCGGUCAGGGAGUGUGACCCCGACCUCUGCCUCACCUGCGGCGCUGCGGACCACUGGGACAGCAAGAACGUCUCCUGCAAGAACUGCUCCAUCCAGAGAGGAGCCAAGAAGCACCUCCUGCUCGCCCCGUCAGAUGUGGCCGGUUGGGGAAUCUUCAUCAAAGAGCCAGUCCAGAAGAACGAGUUCAUCUCUGAGUACUGUGGAGAGAUAAUCUCUCAGGAUGAAGCGGACCGCAGAGGGAAAGUCUACGACAAAUACAUGUGCAGCUUCCUGUUUAACCUCAACAACGACUUUGUUGUUGAUGCCACAAGAAAAGGAAACAAGAUCCGCUUUGCAAACCAUUCUGUCAACCCUAACUGCUAUGCAAAAGUGAUGAUGGUGAAUGGGGAUCACAGGAUCGGGAUUUUUGCUAAGAGAGCCAUCCAGACCGGAGAGGAGCUGUUCUUUGACUACAGGUACAGCCAGGCGGACGCUCUGAAGUACGUCGGGAUCGAGCGGGAGUUGGAGAUCGCUUGAUUCUGACUUCUACCUCCUGCGGAACGACGACACAAAGGCCUUACACACCAACACAAACAAACACACCUUCACUUCAGGAAAUCCAGACGACUUGUCGAAAUGCUAGAAAGCUUCAGGAAUACUGGGAAUAUUUGAACAUGUUGAAGCAGAAUUUUGUUGCUGUCUUUUUGCCGAAUCUUUUUAAAAAAAGAAAAUACUUUUCAUAUCUGUUUCUCUCUCUUUUUUUUUUUUUUUCCUUUUGUGUGAUUUUUCUUCUGUCA